UCGCGGACGUUGAUUGUGAUGCAUUCGAAGGUGGAAAUCGGCGGUCCCGGGAAGCACGACGUGAUGUGUGCUCCAUGGCAUCACUGGAACGGGCCAAGCGUUGUUGCUCUUGCGUUUCAUCCGCGCGGUCUUCGCCUGAUUAUUGCCAGUUCUGCGGGAAGUCUCGUAUUGAUGCGAACAAAGGAUGAUGUCGUAGGCUCUGCUGGUCCAGGAUUCCUUCCUCCGCACCUGGAGAUUGAUCUGAACCCAGAGCAAUGCGGUUCAAAAGCAAUCACAAAAAUGGUGUGGUGGGAAACAGUAGAUGGGCAGAAUUUGAUCAUUAUCGGUACAUGGACUGCUGGGUUAGUGGUUGUAGAUUUGCGGUUGGGAAAAGCUGUUGCUAGUGUUGCCAUUCCUGAACCGGUGGAGAAUUUAGAUCUCUUCUGGAGCGGCAGCUGUGGACGUCGUCUCUUGUUGAUAACUGGAUCUCAAGGGUCGCAAUGGUUUUUGCCAGUCGAGACGAAAACCAAGCGUCUCUGGCCAACUCAAAAAUCCUACCAACCUUUCGAAGCAAUCGCCGAGAAUCCGGUGAAGCAAGUCGAUGUGACCAGGAUAAAACGUGGUGUUUCAAUAUCCAGCACUGGGCGUCGAAAUACCCAAUUUGGUGGAGAUGGUUCGCAAGUUUAUGGCACUGCGCCUCGAGCGUCUCUUGCUGGUUGGCGCCAAUUUUCAACUGAGAAACUUGUUGGAAUAAAGCAACGCGUAGCUGACUGGAAUCCCUUGAACGCCGGACGUUCCAAGUCGUUCCUGGGAUUUGGAUCAGUGGAUGACGAUGACGUUGGCAUUGACGGCGGGAAUCCGUUCAUUAAUGCAUCCUUGGAUGAAGGCUGGAAAUCAGGCUACAUGCCUCAAUCUUUGGAACCAAUUAAUUUGGGGGAUGAUUUGGAUCACGGUCACUAUAAUGUGAAGUCUAUUGGAAGUGACCGAAAAUUCCUUGUCCGUUACUCUGCCGUCUUCUCCGAAUUAAGAGCCGUAGACCCGGACAAGUGUCUGACGACGACUUCAGCAACCUACAAAAUUUCAAAUCUGGACCCAGAGAAGACGCUUCUAACUCCGACGGUCAUCUUCCGGGUGACCCCGCGUCCGGACUUGGAAUCGAGUCCCGGGGUCAGUAAGGGAGCAGUUGCAGCAGCGUCUUCUCUAUUUCCACCUUUGUCUUCAUCUGCGUUGCUUUCUUCGUCUGCUCUGAGUGUCGUCAGUCCGCAGCUGACUAUACACUCGUGCUACUUGUCCAAAGGUCCAGGCGAAGAUGUGCCGACGGGUAUCGCUCAAGGAAGUGGCGGAAAAUUCAACAAAGGCGGGCAAAAGGCUGGGUUGAAAUGGUUCAACAAAUCUGGAAGAUCGAACAGCGUCGCAUAUCUGAACGGAAGAUUCCCUGCCAAUAUUCAGGAAUCCGUCCCAUUGCCGGAGGUUGUGACGGACCUGGAAAAGUCCUCUUCAGGAGUGACGGUGACAAAAAUAUUCAAGAGAAAACCGACGAUCGAGGAAAAGGCUGAAAAUGACUUCGUGGACCCCGGACUCCAGUCGUUCUCGUGCGCGAAACGUGGUGAGAUCGUGCUUCGUCUCUAUGGCAUCAGUGCCCAGGCUUUGGCGGGUGUGAGUGAAGAUGACGACGCGUACGAAGGUGUUGAAGAAGAUUCGUGGAUGAAGUGUAAAUUGGACCCCGUUUUGGGGUCUGAAGCGAGUGAAACUUGGCUAGACUGGUGUUUGGUCGUGACGAAUCGAAGUGUCGUGUUGUUGUUUGUCCCCUUUCCGCUGGAGAGAAUCAUCCUGAAGAAUCUCGUGUGCAAGAAGCCUUCGACGAGAGCUGUGGAAGAUGCUAGAGCGAUAUCUGCUGCCUUUGCCAACAGUCUCGAUGUCGCCGGGGGAGUUGCUCGUGUUUUUCAUGCUGCCAUGGAUCUGUUCUUGUCUCAUCAUGAUUUGCAAUCUGCCAUCUUCAUGCUGCGUGGCGCUUUGGCGACAAGUUUAGAAGAUGUGCGGGUUCUGCUGAUGAAGAAGUGCAUCAUGGGUGCGAUGACGUAUUUGUCCAUUGAGUUGGGUGAAAUCGGUCAACCCGCAAAAAUUCAUCCCGCUUCUCACUCGAAACAAAUGCUGUCACUCCAACACUUGUGCCGAAUUCACCAAUACUUGAUGUCGGCGAAGGAAUCUGAUCGUGCCAAACUGCUGCUUUCGCAGCUCAGAAAAUGUUUCUGGGACCCGAAGACGGAAUGGGCAAUUGUAUUGCUGAGAGGCCUCAUCGAAGCCCGCAUGUGGAGCUUUGCUGCUGAAUAUUCUGCGAUUCAUGGUCUCGGGAGUUACUUUCUCGAGUUCUCUGGGUACAAAGGAAUUGAAUUGACUGAGAAGCCUUUCCGCGGGUCCGAUACAAGCGACUUCCGUCGAGUUCUACCGUCAAUGGCACUCGGUCACGUGCUGGCAUUUUCCGCUAAGUGGCGCCGAGUGCAUUCCCGCUGGUUUCGUCAGUCCUUGGCCUCUGGGGGUCUUUUCGAUCCCGACAUCCUCCUCGAUUUCUGCGAAUUAUUCGAUCCUACUCGCAUGUACUACCGAGCGUUGUGGCUGCAAUGCGAAAACAAACAGAAAAUGGAGCGACGUUUUUAUCGAAGGCUAAAAUUGAGAAUCGGUGUGGUGCCUCGGUUGCCUUCUCAGAGUUGCCCAUUGAGAGAGUAUUACGUGUGGAGGCCGGAUGAAGAGGCAGGGAUGAAAAAGAAGCUGCCGCACGGGGCAGAAAUAUCCAUCGCCGUUGCGAGAAUCAAUUUCCGUCGACGGUUGUCCAUGUCGGCGAAUUCCUUGCUCGAAUCGUCGAGUGAUUCUUCGGAUGAAGACAAUGCGGAAGAAAAGGAACUUGACAAAGAGGAUGUGAGAGAUGAAAUGAGGCGGCGGAGAGCCGUAAUGAGUGAUGACAGAGUUAGAGAAGCGUUUCGUAGACAAUUGUCUGCCGGCCACUCGCAUGCUGCUGUGACGAACGGGGACAACAAAGUCCGAGUUUGGGGGUCUAACCUGGAUGGUUUUAUUGGACUGAACAGAUAUGAUUCCCAGCCGUGCUUACCAGCUCCGGUCCCUCUGUUCACGAAGUUGAAUUUGAAAGUUACGGCUGUCUCCUGUGGUAGAAAACAUACCUUAGCCCUCACUUCUGUUGGUGUUUUCAGCUGGGGUGAUGGCUCGCUCGGUCAACUAGGUCUCGGGCCGAAUGUUUUGCGAACUGCGGACCCUGUUUUGGUUGAAAAACUCAUUCCUUUCCAAGUGAGCAGUUUAUCCGCUGGCCAGUAUCACUCAUUGGCAUUGACCAGGGAUGGAAAAGUUUUCAGUUUUGGCUGGGGAGCUCACGGACAAUUGGGACAAGGCAGCGUUGAAAACCUCCACACACCAGCAUUAAUUCAAGCUCUAGCUCAAUCUGGUCUGUUCGUGAAGAAAGCGUGCGGUGGACAGGGCCACUCGAUCUUCCUUUGCCAUGUGCCGUCGACGAUGACCUCAUCUUCGUCAAUGUCGGGCUCAGCGUCUUCAUCGCGUCCGCCGUCGAGUGUUUAUUUUCACGGUCCACUUGACGAACACCCGUGCGCAGUUGUUCUGGCUUGUGGAAACGGCAGUUUCGGACAAGUCGGAACGUUGAACGUGAAGAAAAUGUUGGUACCGGUCGUCGUUCCGUUUCCGGAGGAGCUGACGAGUUUCUCUGCACCAGCACCGACACCGUCGUCAAGCUGCGGCGAUGAAGCGCAGUCAAUGUACGUGAGCUGCAGCGACAGAAUCGUCGACGUCGACACAUCCUAUUUUUUCAACGUCGCCGUCACUCGUAGAGGCAGAGUGUUUCGUUGGGGCAUCAGUCCGCAUGCGAUGCGCUGGGAGUUGAAUCAGCACAAGCCGAAAUUAUCUGCUUUGCUCGGCGUGCGACGAAAUCUAGCACAACAAGCAGCUGCUCCCAAGCCUACCUUUGUAGGUGUUCCUCAGUCGGCCUCAUCGUCGACGUAUGAAACGCCCGCCAACCCUGUGGAAGGUGGCAGUAGCGGUGGUGCUGCUCGGCUGAGUCGACAAGAAACUUUGUCUAAAAUGACCAAGAGGAAAUUCAGUGCAAUCAUUCGAAAGACACCGUCAAUGACAUUGGAAACGUUUGCCGGCGGUUCAUCAUCUGACCAGCAUUCGUCAGGUUCAGACGCGGAACAACAGUCAACAAUGCCAGUAACUUUCAAUGACUCGAAGAAACCUUCGGACGAUCAUUCACAUUCGUCUACUACUGCGUCGCAAACCGUGUCCAACGCCUUGAGUGACGCCGAGAAGAAACAAGGCAUCAUCUUUCAAUACUUUUACCCCACGGAAGUGGAUCUAUCAUCUGUGCGAGGGAACGUGGUUCAGGCUUCAGCGGGUUUGUAUCAUUGUUUGUUGGUGGACGAUAUCGGGACUAUGUACGGCUGGGGCCGAAAUAUGCACGGGCAGUUGGGAUUGUCAGACUUGACGAGUCCUGCGAUUCCUGCCCCGGCGGAUGUUCCGUUUUCCGUCAUGGCUGUUGCUGCAGGCUCGGAAUUUUCACUUAUGGUGGAUCAUACUGGAGCCGUUUGGAGUGCAGGCAAUAAUGAUUGCGGCCAACUUGGCAUCAAGAUUCCGCCGGAAAACGCCGCAGCGUUCGGAUCCACGUCCCGAGGCGGCAAGCAAGCCGGUAACGACGGCGGUUGUCGCGUGCUGAGUCUGCGCAGCAAUCGCGGUCGUGUAGCCUUCCUUCGCCAGGGAUCAGUUGACGCCUAUUGCGCGUCUCCGAAACAACUUCCGCUGCCGGAAAUCGUGCCGCGUCACACCGACGACGACGAGACCCGACGGAAACCCUGGUUCGGCCACGUGGACCACUACGUAGACGAGAAAAAGUUGGACGACAUCUGCGACUCUGGCAUCGGACGCUACGACGCCUUUCUCGUGCUAGUGCAGUGCCUGCGACUCGGCAACUUGCGUCUCGCUGCGAGGGUUUGCGAGGCGAACCGCUGUUGGGGCCCUGCGUGUUUGUUCGCCUUGCAAAACGUUGUGCCGUCGUCGUCGAAGGCCGAGAUCAAGUGGAAUCUAAGGGCGAGAGACUUGGACCCGGAUUUGCACGUGACGCGGGAAGAACGGAGGUUGAUUCGACGUCGCACGACGCGCUUGCUGCUGGGCAAAGACACGGAGCUGCUAAAAACUGAAGAAGGCAUGCUGCGGAUUUUGUUGCGAUUGGAGUCGGAUUUGUCUGACGAUCACUUGGGUCGGAUCGGCAUGGGUUGCAAAGCCAGGGCGACGCAGGACGAGAAGACGCUGCGACUCUGGGCGGCGUCCAAGGCGAACGGGGGUCGAGGCGGUGAUCCGCGGCUUGGCGAUUAUCCCGAGUUUGCGAGGGUGAUUUGCGAGGCUGCUGUGUUGGUGUUGGAGAGAUACAUUGACUUGGUUGUAGCAGAAGAGAAAACGGACAAGAACGUUGUCUUCGAGGAGCUGAGAACGAUUUCUUCUAUUUUGGUUCGGUUUUGGGUCGAUUACGGUCUGCCGGUGUUCAGCCUGGAACGACUGCUUGACAAAAGGAUGAAUUCCAUGGCUGCUCCUCUAGCUUCGUUUGUACUGAGUGAGGAAGAUCCGAUGACUUGUGAAGCUUUCAUCAAUGCAAUAACGUCCGGUUUCUGGAUACGAGUCACUAGGACUGCUAUUAAAUCCGGUCAAGGUGUUCCGGAGCUUGAAGAGCUUUUGAGACAAAUGACUGUUGAUGGAGCUCUUCCGCCUGCACUCGGGAAUGAAGUUGUUGCGAGCUUCGAAGAAAUUCCCGCUGAAGCUCGUUAUUCCGUGACUUUAGACGGAACGCAGUUGACGCAAACAAUCGAAUCCUCGGGAGGAGGAUCGUGGUCCACGGGACCAAACGUUAUCAGAGUUUAUUCAUGCGGACACGCACAACGUAUUCCAGGGAAAGGUGAAGAUGGGCUGAUGAAGAUACCGGGGCAGCAAAUUUCCGCUUGUCCUGAUUGUGUUAGUGGACGUGGACAACACAUGAAUCGUCAGGUCACUAGCCAAAAAGUCGUUCACUUUCAGCCAUCUGAUAAUUUGUUCAAGAAAUUCACGAAUAAGAUAAAUGUAGAGAAAUACGAAGGUCCGGAUUUGCCGAUCCAUGCAGCGAAUCUGCUGUCUGAGUCACGACGAAAGCUUGAAUCGCAAAGAGCCAGAGUUCGAGACAAAGAAGACCGAGCAACCGUGGAACAGGUCAUGGAUCCUCGAACGCGAAUGAUCGUCUUCAAACUGUUGAAUCGAGGUGUCAUCACUAGUGUUAACGGGUGUAUUUCGACUGGCAAAGAAGCGAAUGUUUAUCAUGCAGCUAGUCCGACUGGAGACAAAGCCAUCAAGAUUUACAAAACGUCCAUCCUUGUUUUCAAGGACCGGGAUAAAUAUGUUGCGGGAGAGUUUCGUUUUCGACACGGCUACUGCAAGCAUAAUCCGAGGAAGAUGGUGCGAACAUGGGCUGAAAAGGAAAUGAGAAACUUGUACCGAAUGCAUAUGGCGGGUUUACCCGUCCCAGAACCCAUGUUGCUGAGAGGACACGUGCUGCUGAUGGAGUUCCUAGGAGUGAACGGGUGGCCGUCGCCUUUGCUGAAGGAUGCCGAUAUUUCUUCGUCGAAAGCGAGAGAACUCUAUUUCGACUGUGUUGUGAUGAUGAGGAGACUCUACCACGAAUGCAAGUUGGUUCACGCGGAUCUAAGCGAGUUCAAUCUGCUGUAUCAUGACGGAAAAAUCAAGGUGAUCGAUGUGUCGCAAUCAGUGGAACAUGACCAUCCCCAUUCUCUGGAAUUCCUGCGGAAAGAUUGCACAAAUAUCACAGAUUUUUUCAGAAAGAAGAACGUGAACGUUAUGUCAGUGAAGGAGUUGUUUGACUUCGUCACGGAUCCAAGUAUCGCGCCAAAUAAAGUCGACGAGUACCUUGAAAAGAUGCAAGAAGUGACAGCGUCUAGAGCUGAGUCUGGAUCCAAUGCCGAAGAAGAAGUCGCCGAGCGAGUGUUUCAGCAAGCAUUCAUCCCUCAGCGACUCGAUGAGGUGCAGUUUUCCGUGGCGCACUUUGAGCGAGAUAUAAUGAAGACGAGGAAAGGAGAAGACGAUGGUAGAGUGCCUUAUUAUGCCAAAGUUGUUGGCCUGAAGGAAGACAACAGUCCACGAGAAAGAAAAAACCAAGUCAAGGAGGAAAACCGUGAAAAACGGAAAACGAAGAUCAAGAAGCACGUGAAGAAGCGGAAAGAGAAAGUCGGUCAAUCGGUAGAAGCAAUAAUUCUUCACACGACAUCAGCGGAGAGUUUUCUCCGUCGCCAGAAGAUAACGCGAGACGUUUUGUUCAACUACCUUCAUUCUCAAAAGGUUUCGAUCGGAGAACGACAGCUUAAGCCUGCCUUGAUUGAAGCUGUACUGCGUUAUUGGACACAUCACAAUCCCGAAUAUAUUUAUGAGGCAAUCCCCGAGCCUCCGCCGAGCCAAACUGUUCCUUCAUACGCGGGGCAACCCGCCGAACCCAGUGAUUCGGAGUUUCCUGUGAAGCAGUUCAGCUUGGAAUACGCUGAGUGGUUUUACAGGAUGCUGAAUCAACGUUCGCAGGAAUUCGGACCGCACCAUUUUUAUCCUGACGCUUGGCUGAGUGUAGAGGACUCGGGUAAUCAGAUUCGACGUUUAGAAGGCGCUGAUUGCAUAGCUGGCUUUCUCGGAACAGAAAUCGAGUGUCGGAAUGUUUGUUUCAACCCGUUUUUGCCUCAUGGAGUUGCCGGCUUACAUGAGGGCUAUGGUAUGAUCCGUCUUUCAGUGCAAGGAUCGCUCCGCGGCGGAGGACCUGGCGGAAGCAAUGUGAUCCCAUCCGGAAGCUACGGAACUACCCACGCUGCCAUCACCGAAUCAUGA
Molecule: messenger RNA, 7896 nt
Organism: Notodromas monacha
Lineage: Eukaryota; Metazoa; Arthropoda; Ostracoda; Podocopida; Cyprididae
Source: the annotation of a GenBank genome assembly